AUGAGACUUUCAAACCUCUUUUCUUUCGCACUUGGCGCACUCGUCACUAUAGUAGUCGCCAACGAGCAACCAAAGCAAGCAUGGCCUAAGACUCAAAGCGGCCAUUUCUCCAUCUCAAACUUCACUUUCGACUCUGGAGAGACUCUAGAUGAACUCGAUCUUCACUAUCGAACCUUGGGAAAGCUCAAGGUUUACCCUGACGGAACCACCAACGCCGUGCUCAUCAUGCACGGAACCACAGGCCAGACCGAGCAGUUCCUCAACGACGACUUUGCAAGCGUCUUGUUCAACCCUGGCCAGCCUCUUGACGCCAAGAAAUACUUUCUUAUUCUGCGUGACGGUAUCGGACAUGGAAACUCAAGCAAGCCCAGCACCCAUGCCCUUCGUGCCCGUUUCCCGAGCUACCAGUAUUCCGACAUGGUUCGCGCUGAUCACCUUCUCCUGACUGAGCAUUUCGGCAUUGACCACAUGCGGCUCGUCAUGGGCGUCUCCAUGGGCGGCAUGCACACUUGGAUGUGGGGAGAGAUGUACCCGGACUUCAUGGAUGCGUUGAUGCCCAUCUCCUCUCUGCCAACUCAGAUUGCUGGUCAUAACCGACUGUGGAGGAAGUUUGUGACCGAGAUGAUCACUGGAGAUCCUGCAUGGAACGAAGGCAAUUACGAGGAACAGCCGACCGUGGGACUCGGAGGUGCAUUGAUGAUCCAACAAGUAAUGCUCUCCUCACCUGCUUACUGGCAAAGGGGGUUCCCUACUCGAGCUGCAGUAGAUGCCUACGUUGAUCAGCUUGUCCCCCACAUUGCCGAGUUUGACGCCAACGACCAACUCUUUGCUUGGAACGCAUCCUACACCUACGACCCCGAGGCUGAUCUCGGCCGAAUCAAGGCUCCCCUGACUGCUGUGAACACGGCCGACGACUGGAUGAACCCCCCCGAGCUUGGAAUCUUGGAACGCAGCGUCAAGAACAAGAUGAAGCGCGGCUUGGGCAAGGCAAUCACACUUCCUGCUAGCAAGGAGACAAGGGGACAUAGUUCGUACAUCCAGGCAAACCUUUGGAAGGACGAGCUCAAGGCACUGCUGGCCAAGACAAAGCCCCGUAAGGGAGGCCGAUGA
Fusarium keratoplasticum is the source of this 1110-nucleotide messenger RNA. Its product is annotated as AB hydrolase-1 domain-containing protein. Gene Ontology annotation, biological process: L-homoserine metabolic process. The record is from RefSeq and is a predicted model, not a curated record. Gene Ontology annotation, molecular function: homoserine O-acetyltransferase activity. Lineage: Eukaryota; Fungi; Ascomycota; Sordariomycetes; Hypocreales; Nectriaceae. Bases 1 to 1110 code for a protein of 369 amino acids. The transcript has a single exon.